Messenger RNA from Musa acuminata subsp. malaccensis (wild Malaysian banana), 1862 nucleotides. RefSeq lists its product as uncharacterized. Gene Ontology annotation, molecular function: protein binding. NCBI's taxonomy places the organism in Eukaryota, Viridiplantae, Streptophyta, Magnoliopsida, Zingiberales, Musaceae. The record is from RefSeq and is a predicted model, not a curated record.
UCUCUUAGCACUUGGACACAACAAUAAGGAAGAAAUAAGAGAGAAGCAGCUGCGUCUCUCUUCCUCCCUCCCACCAUGGAGCUCUGAACCCUAACCCUAAGCCUGGCCUCGCGCGCUUCCCCUGUCUUUCCUUGAGCUCACAGUCUCCGGCGCUUUCCUCCCGUGUUUCUCGCCGUCGGCGCCGGAGGCGGUGUCGGCGAAGGAAGGCGAUAGAGAGAAAGAGAGAGGGGACGAUGGAGAACCAUAAGAAGUCGACGCUGAGGCUCCGGCUCCGGGUGACGGCGAGGAAGAAAGGGAGGGAGUUGAUUCCUGGGGAGUGCUCGGACCGGAAGCGCCGGGAGCGGGAGUGCCCCAACUCCGUCAGGAAGCUCCAGCGCCGCGAGAUCGGCGGGUUCCCUCGGUUGGCCCGCGGCACCGCGACUGGCGCACCUGAGAAGUUUCGGAAUAUCCAGCUCCAGGAAGAGUUUGACACCUAUGAUCACAACGUCCAUUGGUUUCUGAAAUUACAAUUUCUGAAGAAGAGGUCAAAAAUUAUUGAGAUUGUUGCUGCAAAAGAUGUAAUAUUUGCUCUUGCUCAAUCAGGUCUUUGUGCCGCUUUUAGUAGAACAACAAACAAAAGAAUAUGCUUCUUGAACAUAAGCCCUGAUGAAGUGAUUAGAAGCUUAUUUUAUAACAAGAAUAAUGAUUCUCUUAUCACGGUGUCUGUUUAUGCAUCAGAUCAUUUCAGUUCCUUGAAAUGCAGGACAACUCCAAUAGAAUAUAUCAGGAGAAAUCAGUUAGAUGCUGGGUAUCCUCUUUUUGAAUCUGAAUCCCUGAAAUGGCCUGGUUUUGUCGAAUUUGAUGAUGUGAAUGGCAAAGUACUGACCUAUUCAGCCCAGGAUGGCACUUACAAAGUUUUUGACCUGAAAAACUAUUCAUUUCUGUACUCCAUAUGCGACAAGGAUAUACAGGAGAUCAAAAUAAGCCCUGGCAUCAUGCUGCUGAUAUACCAAAGAACUCAGAGCCAUGUACCAUUAAAAAUACUGUCAAUUGAAGAUGGAAAAGUUUUGAAAUCUUUUAAUCACUUGUUACAUCGCAACAAGAAGGUCGACUUCAUUGAACAAUUCAAUGAGAAGCUCCUGGUUAAGCAAGAAAAUGAGAAUCUGCAGAUUCUUGAUGUGAGGAAUUCAAAUCUCAUUGAAGUUAGCAGGACCGAGUUUAUGACACCUUCUGCAUUCAUCUUCCUCUAUGAGAACCACCUUUUCUUGACAUUCAGAAAUAGGACAGUGGCAGUCUGGAAUUUUCGUGGAGAGCUUGUCACCUCAUUUGAGGACCACCUACUGUGGCACCCAGAUUGUAAUACCAACAACAUUUACAUAACCAGCGACCAGGACCUGAUAAUCUCUUACUGCAAGGCUGAAGAUGGAUGCGACGAGGAGGGAGAAGUGCCUACUGUCGGUUCUAUCAACAUGAGCAACAUCCUUACUGGUAAGUGCAUCGCAAAGAUAUGUCCACUUGAUCCUGCACUCCAGAUCACGCCUCGCAAGCGAGGAGACAACAGCCGGUCUACCAUCCGGAGCACCAUCAGAGAAGCACUCGAGGAUGUCACUGCCCUCUUCUACGAUGAGGAUAGGAAUGAGAUCUACACCGGCAACAAGCAAGGUUUGAUCCACGUCUGGUCUAAUUAGUUAGAAUGCUCAAGUAUAUAUAUCUUUUUCUCCUGUUGUUUGUAGCUGUAAUAAUCUUACAUUUUAAACAGUUAAGCUUAUCGAUCUAUCUAUCUUAGUUUGUUUUAGAUAAAAAACAAUACUGGUUCUGUACUCCUGUAUAAUGUACUGCUGAAUGCUCAUUUCCAACUGAAUCUGAAGGCAACUUUUAUGUUU